Exophiala aquamarina CBS 119918 is the source of this 1059-nucleotide messenger RNA. RefSeq lists its product as uncharacterized. Bases 1 to 1059 code for a protein of 352 amino acids. The record is from RefSeq and is a predicted model, not a curated record. Gene Ontology annotation, molecular function: glyoxylate reductase (NADPH) activity; hydroxypyruvate reductase [NAD(P)H] activity; NAD binding. NCBI's taxonomy places the organism in Eukaryota, Fungi, Ascomycota, Eurotiomycetes, Chaetothyriales, Herpotrichiellaceae. The transcript has 2 exons. Gene Ontology annotation, cellular component: cytosol.
AUGCCGAAGAAGCCAUUGAUCCUCCAUCUAGGCGAUUCCAUCAAGUAUAACCAUGACUUUUACAACCAAAAAUUUCUGGAUCGCUUCGAGGUUGUUCAUAACGACACAAAGACACGCGAGGAGUUCUUCGAUGCGUUGAAAAAUGGAAGAUUUGGCGACUUCUCCGCCAUCUUUCGACCACACUUCCAGACCGGCGGCGAGAUGGGCCAGUGGGACGACGAAUUGAUCAAGCUACUGCCGGCUUCUGUACGUAUCUUUGCCUCCGCGGGUGCAGGCUUCAACUGGGCCGACACAGAUGCACUGGGACGACGGAAGAUCUGGUAUGCGAACGGCGCCGGGUGUUCAGAUGACGCGGUCUCCGACACAGCUCUUUACAUGAUCCUGUCCGUCUUCCGGAAUUUCACCCGCCAACAGCUUGCCGCGCGAACGGCUGAUCCAAAAGUAUUCACAGCAACGCACCGGCUGAUGGGCAAUAUAUCGCGUAACCCUGGGGGCCAUGUUCUCGGGAUCGUCGGUCUGGGAAAUAUCUCCAAGAAACUGGUGUUUAAAGCCCAAGCUAUUGGCAUGAAUGUGCACUACUAUGAUGUCUUCAGACAAAGCACCGAGGAGGAGUCUCGCUUGAAAGUCACGUACCACGACUCACUCGAAAAUCUAUUGCACGUCUCCGACUGUGUGUCACUACACACGCCUCUGAACGCACACACCAAGCAUCUCAUCAAUAGCGACACAAUCUCGCACAUGAAAGACGGAGCUCGAUUGGUCAACACGUCGAGGGGAGAGGUCGUGGAGGAGGAAGCGUUGGUCAGUGCGCUGCAGAGUGGGAAGAUCUCAGCAGCCGGCCUCGACGUUCAUUACCACGAGCCACAGGUUUCACCGGUGCUGGCGCAGAUGGACAACGUCACGCUGACGACGCACAAUGGAGGCGGUGCGAUUGAGACGCGAAUCAAUUUUGAGCUGAACGCUAUGAAGAAUAUACUGGCUGUAGUUGCGCCAGAUGGCUCGUUUUUGGGCGAUCCAUUGACCCCUGUGAAUCGGAGAGCAUUUGAAGCUGUAGCCUAG